AUGGGCGCCUUGAGCAGCUCGUGCUACGUCGGCCGCGCAGACGUCGCGCCCAUGUACCUGCACCCGAAGCGCCGCCUCCAGUCAUUCAAUGGCGCGGCGCGGCGAACAUGGGAGAGCGCCCAAGGCUGCUGCGUGGUGCAAUGGAAGCGCGACACCCAUGCCGAUCCCGCAGGCGACUGUGACGAACUCUACAGCGAUGGUAUGCUGCCCGCCAUCCGCAUCAUCCGAAAGCUCCCCACGUGCUCGUGCAUCUUGUCGACGGGCCUUCCGCGCAAGAUCAUCCAUCAAGCUAGCCUUAUACGCACGUCGUCGUCCAAAUCCCAUGUGGCUGUGGCCAAGCGCAGCCGCAAUGUGGUGCGCUGGGACUAG
Messenger RNA from Saprolegnia diclina VS20, 369 nucleotides. RefSeq lists its product as hypothetical. Lineage: Eukaryota; Oomycota; Saprolegniomycetes; Saprolegniales; Saprolegniaceae. The transcript has 3 exons. The record is from RefSeq and is a predicted model, not a curated record. Bases 1 to 369 code for a protein of 122 amino acids.